Pan troglodytes (chimpanzee) is the source of this 6971-nucleotide messenger RNA. RefSeq names its product zinc finger protein 592 (gene ZNF592). The record is from RefSeq and is a predicted model, not a curated record. NCBI's taxonomy places the organism in Eukaryota, Metazoa, Chordata, Mammalia, Primates, Hominidae. Bases 2264 to 6067 code for a protein of 1267 amino acids. The transcript has 11 exons.
AGUCCCAGCUUCUCAGGAGGCUGAGGCAGGAGAAUUGCUUUAACCUGGGAGGUGAAGGUUGCAGUGAGCUGAGAUUGAGCUACUGCACUCUAGCCUGGGUGACAGAGCGAGACUCCAUCUCAAAAAACAAACAAACGAAAACAACAACAACAAAAAAAACUAGAGACAGUGUCUCACUAUGCUGCCCAGGCUGGCCUUGAACUCCUGGCCUCAAGUGAUCCUCCCACCUCCACCUCCCAAAGUGCUGGGAUUGCAGACAUGAGCCACCAGUCAGGCCUUUGGUUUUAUUAUUUAAAUGUUUGAAAUAUCCACGUUGCAUCUCAGUCAUACUGUGGUCAUUUUGAAUGAGAUUAAAUGUAUAGAUAAUUUAUUUCUUGAAUUUCGUGUGACUUUUUUUUCCUCUCAUCUUCUCUUAAUAACUUAAUGCCAUGUUCCAUGUGAUCAGUCAUUCAACAUCAAGCUCCCAUUUCAGGCUUGACACUGUAUAAGAACUUGUGGGAUACAUAGUGAGUUUCUUCCUGGAGCUCAGAGUAUCCAGUGGAGCUCAAAUAUUUUAAAGGAUGAGUUACAGUGUACUUAAGUUCUCUAGCACAGUUGCGGUUAAAGAGCUGUUUGAAACAGUAAGAAUGAAAUCCCUGGGUAAAUAGGAAAGGCUUCAGGGAGGAGGUGACUUUUGAACUAGGCUUUGGAGGAAGAAUAGUUUUACAGGCAAAUAAGAUUGAGCAAAGAACAUUCUAGGUAGAUAGAAUCAUAGGUAUGAAAGCAUGGAGCCAUGGUAGCCCCCAGUGUUUGGGGAUGAGGCUGGAAAGCUAAGUUGGGGCUGUGAAAGGCAGGUCAAGGAGUUUGGAUUUUAUUCUGUAAGCCAUGGGGAGCUACCAGAGAGUCUUAGAUACAUCACAUACAUCCCAUGAUAGGCGUUGCAGUUAGAGAGUGGAGAUAGAUGUUAUCGUGGGGCAGCUUUAUUUGGGGGGCAUCACUGUGCUUCAGGAUCUGUUUCUCUGCUUCGUAGACCAGAAAUUUAGUUUUGUAAAGUGCUCAGAGCUGAUUGGAUCCAGAGAGACUGACUCACUAACCAAACUUGGAAGAGACUCCUGAAUAAACUUAGGAUAUUAACUGACCAUGAGAAAUGAAACUGCAGAGUGACAGAUGUUUCUGUCCUCUGGCCAUUGCUCCUCACUUUCUGGCCAGGGCUGGGACAUACUAACAAACACUUGCUCCUCAAUUCCUGUUUGUUUUUCUCAGGCUCCAUGAAAACGAACCCUUUCUGUUAACAUAAUCUUUCCUCAAGCACUGUUUAGUAUAGUCAACAAUGAUUAUUAAUUGAUAGAAUGAAUAAUUCUGUAUUGUUUAUGUGGGAUCCUGUAUUUGUGAAACUUAAGGAAUGGGACGAAUAAUAGAAAUAAAAUAUCAGAAAGGAGCGUUCCAUAGAGUUAGGUUAAUGGAGAAGGUAUGCAGAUUCUAAGUAGUGCGGGUAAAUUUGUGGCUAGCAGUGGUUGUGGGCAGAUGCGUCGGAAGUUGUUCUGAGAACAGAGGUCUGUGAACUCUUGGAGGAGGUAGGGGGCUUUUGGCUGCAUGUGAAGGAAACACUGAUUUAGGAUCUUUAUCUUCCCUACACAUUGGAGACAGAAAAGAAAACAAUUCCCACCCUCAACUCAGCCAGAUCAUGGUGAGUUUUAAUUUAAUUUAAUUUAUUUUCUUAUUUUAUUUUUGAGAUGGAGUCUCACUCUGUUGCCCAGGCUGGAGUUCAAUGGUGCCAUCUUGGCUCCCUGCAACCUCCACCUCCCGGAUUCCAGCGAUUCUCCUGCCUCAGCCUCCUGAGUAGCUGGGACUACAGGCGUGCACCACCACACCCAGCUAAUUUUUGUAUUUUUAGUAGAGACGGGGUUUCACCAUGUUGGCCAGCCUGGUCUUGAACUCCUGACCUCAAAUGAUCUGCCUGCCUUGGCCUCCUAAAGUGCUGGGAUUACAGGCAUGAGCCCCUAUGCCUGGCCUUAUUCCUAUCUUUACAUGUGGUGUUUGGACUCUAGACCAUGUGCCUAGGUAGAAGUUUUUCCUUUCUCCGCAGCUCUGCUCCCCUAGCAACGCUCGCCACACCCUUGUUUUGAGAUCCUCUCUAAGGAGCGGAGAGUUUAAUAGGCAAGAAGGAAGGGAGAAGACAGAAGGAAGACGCUCCCCCGAACGGAGACAGAGGGAGGGGGGGCUCCAAAGCCGAAAGAGGAGGUCCCUGCCACGGAUACCAGUCAGCCCUUGCCAGCAUCCAGCCAUGGGGGAUAUGAAAACCCCAGAUUUUGAUGACCUUCUGGCUGCCUUUGACAUCCCAGACCCCACCAGCCUUGAUGCCAAGGAGGCCAUCCAGACACCCAGUGAGGAGAAUGAGAGUCCCCUCAAACCUCCAGGCAUAUGUAUGGAUGAAAGUGUGUCCUUGUCUCACUCAGGAUCAGCCCCCGAUGUGCCGGCCGUGAGUGUCAUUGUCAAGAACACCAGCCGCCAGGAGUCAUUUGAAGCGGAGAAAGACCACAUUACUCCCAGUCUCCUACACAAUGGAUUCCGGGGCUCAGAUCUGCCUCCAGAUCCCCACAACUGUGGGAAAUUUGAUUCUACUUUUAUGAAUGGAGACAGUGCCAGGGGUUUCCCUGGCAAACUGGAGCCUCCCAAGUCAGAGCCAUUACCCACCUUCAACCAGUUCAGUCCAAUCUCCAGCCCAGAACCUGAGGAUCCCAUCAAAGAUAAUGGAUUUGGGAUAAAGCCCAAACACUCUGACAGUUAUUUCCCACCCCCUCUUGGGUGCGGGGCUGUGGGAGGCCCAGUCCUGGAGGCUCUGGCUAAGUUUCCGGUUCCAGAGCUGCAUAUGUUUGAUCAUUUUUGUAAGAAAGAACCCAAGCCAGAACCCCUGCCCUUGGGGAGCCAGCAGGAACACGAGCAAAGUGGGCAGAACACAGUGGAACCUCACAAGGAUCCGGAUGCCACUCGAUUCUUCGGGGAAGCUUUGGAGUUCAACAGCCAUCCUAGCAACAGUAUUGGAGAGUCCAAGGGGCUUGCCCGGGAGCUUGGUACCUGCUCAUCAGUCCCCCCUAGGCAGCGUCUAAAGCCAGCUCAUUCCAAGCUGUCCUCUUGUGUGGCAGCCUUGGUGGCCUUGCAGGCCAAAAGAGUGGCUAGUGUCACUAAGGAAGAUCAGCCUGGCCACACAAAGGAUCUCUCAGGGCCCACUAAAGAGAGUUCUAAAGGUAGCCCCAAAAUGCCCAAGUCACCAAAGAGUCCCCGGAGCCCUCUGGAGGCCACUAGAAAAAGUAUCAAGCCAUCGGACAGCCCUCGUAGCAUCUGCAGUGACAGCAGCAGCAAAGGCUCACCGUCUGUGGCUGCCAGCUCCCCACCAGCAAUUCCCAAAGUGAGAAUCAAAACCAUUAAGACAUCAUCAGGGGAAAUCAAACGGACUGUCACAAGGAUCCUGCCAGAUCCUGAUGAUCCAAGUAAGUCCCCUGUUGGGUCACCUCUAGGGAGCGCCAUUGCAGAAGCCCCCAGCGAGAUGCCAGGGGAUGAGGUGCCUGUGGAAGAGCACUUUCCUGAGGCAGGCACAAAUUCAGGGAGCCCCCAGGGGGCCAGGAAGGGGGACGAGAGCAUGACAAAGGCCAGUGACUCGUCAUCUCCCAGCUGCAGUUCUGGGCCCCGGGUCCCAAAGGGGGCUGCCCCAGGCUCACAGACAGGCAAGAAGCAACAGAGCACAGCACUGCAGGCAUCCACCCUGGCCCCUGCCAACCUCCUGCCCAAAGCCGUGCACUUGGCCAAUCUGAACCUCGUCCCCCACAGUGUUGCUGCAUCAGUGACAGCCAAGUCUUCAGUGCAAAGACGGAGCCAGCCACAGCUUACACAAAUGUCGGUGCCCCUGGUCCACCAGGUGAAAAAGGCUGCCCCACUGAUUGUAGAGGUCUUCAACAAGGUCCUCCACAGCUCCAACCCCGUGCCCCUCUAUGCGCCAAAUCUCAGCCCGCCUGCGGACAGCAGGAUCCACGUGCCAGCCAGUGGGUACUGCUGCCUGGAGUGUGGAGACGCAUUUGCCUUAGAGAAGAGCCUGAGCCAGCACUAUGGCCGGCGGAGCGUCCACAUUGAGGUACUGUGCACACUGUGCUCCAAGACGCUGCUCUUCUUCAACAAGUGCAGCCUGCUCCGGCACGCCCGUGACCACAAGAGCAAGGGGCUCGUCAUGCAGUGUUCCCAGCUGCUGGUGAAGCCUAUCUCUGCGGACCAAAUGUUCGUGUCGGCCCCUGUGAACUCCACGGCACCAGCAGCCCCAGCCCCUUCAUCCUCUCCCAAACAUGGCCUCACUUCGGGCAGUGCCAGUCCCCCUCCUCCAGCCUUGCCACUCUACCCAGACCCUGUGAGGCUCAUCCGGUACUCAAUCAAGUGUCUUGAAUGUCACAAGCAGAUGCGGGACUACAUGGUCCUGGCUGCACAUUUCCAGAGGACAACAGAGGAGACAGAGGGGCUGACCUGCCAGGUAUGCCAGAUGCUGCUGCCCAACCAGUGCAGUUUCUGUGCCCACCAGCGGAUUCAUGCACACAAGUCCCCCUACUGCUGCCCGGAGUGUGGGGUCCUCUGCCGCUCUGCCUACUUCCAGACCCAUGUAAAGGAGAAUUGCCUGCACUAUGCCCGCAAGGUGGGCUACAGGUGCAUCCACUGUGGUGUCGUCCACCUGACCUUGGCCUUGCUGAAAAGCCACAUCCAGGAGCGACACUGCCAGGUUUUCCACAAAUGUGCAUUCUGCCCCAUGGCCUUCAAGACUGCCAGCAGCACUGCAGACCACAGUGCCACUCAGCACCCCACCCAGCCCCACAGACCCUCCCAGCUCAUUUAUAAGUGCUCCUGUGAAAUGGUCUUCAACAAGAAGAGGCACAUUCAGCAGCAUUUUUACCAGAAUGUCAGCAAGACGCAGGUGGGCGUCUUCAAGUGCCCUGAGUGCCCACUCUUGUUCGUGCAGAAGCCGGAGUUGAUGCAACACGUCAAGAGCACCCACGGUGUUCCCCGAAAUGUGGACGAGCUGUCAAGCCUCCAGUCUUCAGCGGACACAUCCUCAAGCCGCCCUGGCUCUCGAGUUCCCACUGAGCCACCAGCCACUAGUGUGGCUGCUCGGAGCAGCUCCCUGCCUUCUGGCCGCUGGGGUAGGCCUGAAGCCCACCGCAGGGUGGAAGCCAGGCCGCGGCUGAGGAACACUGGCUGGACCUGCCAGGAGUGCCAGGAGUGGGUUCCAGAUCGGGAGAGCUACGUGUCCCACAUGAAAAAGAGCCACGGUCGGACAUUGAAGCGGUACCCAUGCCGGCAGUGUGAACAGUCCUUCCACACCCCCAACAGCCUGCGCAAACACAUCCGCAACAACCAUGACACAGUAAAGAAGGUCUACACCUGCGGGUACUGCACAGAGGACAGCCCCAGCUUUCCUCGGCCCUCCCUUCUGGAGAGCCACAUCAGCCUUAUGCAUGGCAUCAGAAACCCUGAUUUGAGCCAGACGUCCAAAGUCAAACCUCCGGGUGGACAUUCCCCUCAGGUGAACCAUCUGAAAAGACCAGUCAGUGGAGUGGGGGACGCUCCAGGCACCAGCAAUGGCGCAACUGUCUCUUCCACCAAAAGGCACAAGUCCCUUUUUCAGUGCGCGAAAUGUAGUUUUGCCACAGACUCGGGGCUCGAGUUUCAGAGCCACAUACCUCAGCACCAGGUGGACAGCUCCACAGCCCAAUGUCUCCUCUGUGGUUUGUGCUACACCUCUGCCAGCUCCCUCAGCCGCCACCUCUUCAUUGUCCACAAGGUGAGAGACCAGGAGGAGGAGGAGGAAGAGGAGGCGGCGGCAGCGGAGAUGGCAGUGGAGGUGGCAGAGCCAGAGGAGGGCUCCGGGGAGGAGGUGCCCAUGGAGACUAGAGAGAAUGGACUGGAAGAAUGUGCCGGUGAGCCUUUGUCAGCUGACCCAGAGGCGAGGAGAUUGCUGGGCCCGGCCCCUGAGGACGAUGGUGGCCACAAUGAUCACAGUCAACCACAGGCCUCUCAGGACCAGGACAGCCACACACUGUCCCCUCAGGUGUGACCGGAGACUUUGCAGUGUGCAUGGUCGGGGUGGUGCCGAAGUGUCUUCCACCUGCCCUGCGGACCGUGGAAAAUAAAAGGCUCUGCCCCUGGUGUGAGUGUGACCGGUUGUACCCUGGAGUAGUGUCUGCCCUGAGCUGCCAGUGCUGGGUAUCCCCCAGCCCCAGGAAAUGUGGGGUCGGCCAGGACCCUCACAGCUCUGAAUUUGCUUCUGUUAUUUAUGGCUUUUCGCUGCUUCUUGGUGCCCCAUCUCUUGUCUGUGUCCUUCCAACCCCAAGCUGCUUAUGUGGCCCAACCCCACUGCUGUCAACUAGGCUUGAACCCCACAGCGGCUGUGCUCUUCUGGGAGGUUCCCGCUUGCUGCCUUCAGCCAGGGCACUCCUCAGAGCUCUAUUUUCCUGCAGACACCAGCUCUCCUUCCUGCCUUUAGAUCCUGAGAAGGAGGGAAAUGAGGGGUGCUGACACAGUCCCUCUGGGAGAGCUCUGCCUAGUCUGGUUUGGCGAGGGCCCUUGAUCACCUUGCCCCUCCUCCCUGUCUUCUCUGAUUCUUUUCCCUCAAAAUAGUCCUGAGAACUAAUUGUCACACUGGCUCAUCAUGUCUCUGUGGGUGGGGUGGGAGAAACCUCUGCUGCACACCUCUGUUUGGAACCUGGGCAGAGCAGGAGGUAAGGCAAAGGCAGGCAGGCACCAAGAACCAGACCCCUUGAGAAGGCGCUGUGGGUGGGUCUUUGUUCUGCUGUUCUGCCUUUCCUGACAGGUGGGGUUGGGGCACACAGACAUUGGAAUAUUUGUACUGCUCUCGUGCCAUUUGAGAGGCUGCUGCCCCAGGCAGGCCAGCCCCUACUCCUCUUGGCUACACUCAUGUUGCUCAGACUAUAUUUCAAAUAAAAAAUCUUCUCACCAUG